Messenger RNA from Penicillium canariense, 1314 nucleotides. RefSeq names its product tRNA methyltransferase TRM7. NCBI's taxonomy places the organism in Eukaryota, Fungi, Ascomycota, Eurotiomycetes, Eurotiales, Aspergillaceae. The record is from RefSeq and is a predicted model, not a curated record. Gene Ontology annotation, biological process: tRNA methylation; cytoplasmic translation. Gene Ontology annotation, cellular component: cytoplasm. The transcript has a single exon. The coding region runs from base 1 to 1314 and encodes 437 amino acids. Gene Ontology annotation, molecular function: tRNA methyltransferase activity.
AUGGGCAAGUCUUCCAAAGACAAGCGCGAUGCCUAUUACCGCCUGGCGAAGGAGCAAAACUGGCGCGCCCGCUCCGCCUUCAAGCUCAUCCAAAUUGACGAGCAAUUCGACCUCUUCGAAUACGAGAACCCAGACCGCGUGACGCGAGUCGUGGACCUUUGCGCUGCACCGGGGAGUUGGAGUCAGGUGCUUAGUCGAGUCCUGAUCAAGGGCGAGAGCUUCGGACGGCGGGCAUGGAUCGAUAAGAAGCGGAGGGAGAAGCAUGCCUUGGACAAUGCCGAUGCGACCCCGGCCAGUGAUAAGGAGACCGAGGUUCCUUUCGGGGAAAAUGACCCUAGCUCCAAGUUGAAGCCUCGGAAAAAUGUCAAGAUCGUCUCGAUCGAUCUGCAACCUAUGGCGCCGCUCGAGGGCAUCACCACCCUCAAAGCCGACAUUACCCACCCCUCUACCAUUCCUCUUCUCCUGCGUGCGCUAGAUCCCGAAGCGUACGAAUCCUCGACACCUUCCUCAGACUCGCCAUCACAGACCCCCGUGGCAAUUAAGCAACCUCACCCAGUUGACCUAGUCAUCUGUGAUGGCGCACCGGACGUGACGGGUCUGCACGACUUGGAUAUCUACAUUCAGUCGCAGUUACUAUACGCUGCACUGAACCUUACUGUGGGUGUGUUACGCCCGGGUGGCAAGUUUGUUGCCAAAAUAUUCCGAGGCAGAGAUGUCGAUCUUCUCUAUGCACAAUUACGCACCGUCUUUGAGCGGGUCAGUGUUGCCAAACCGCGAAGUAGCCGCGCCAGCAGUCUGGAGGCUUUCGUUGUAUGUGAAGGUUUUAUUCCUCCUGUCAAUGAAGACGGACUGGUUGGUAUGGCGGCCUUGAAGAAUCCGCUAUUUGGCGGGGCUGCAGCACCGAAGCCUGUUUCGGAUGAUGGUAACGUCGGUGUCGAAGUGCUUGAGGAGCAGGACGAAGAUAUCCAGGCUCGCCCGGUCCUUGCACAAGCAACCUUGAGCGAGACCUCACCGCUCCCAGACCAUUCUACUGAGGUGCGGUGCCUCCACACAUCUACAUCCAGAGAUCAACCACCAUCGCAGAAGCCCCCAAGCAAAUUCGCGGUAGAGCACCGAUGGAUCCCUUCUUUCAUUGCCUGCGGCGAUCUCUCAGCGUGGGACUCGGAUGCAACUUAUGCCUUACCUCCCGACUAUGUCCGUUUGGACCCGGUACAACCUCCCACGGCACCUCCGUACCGGAAGGCUUUGGAGUUGAGGAAAGAGAAAGGUGGUGCUUAUGGAAAGACCAAGCCCAGGAUAUCGGGACAGGCUUAA